UGAGAGAAUAACAAAUGGGAGUGCCUUUAAUAACAAAAAUGACCACGUGUUUACUUCCUGUCACUGCACUGGUGAUCGAUAUGAUGAGUGAAGAGAUAUUCCUAGCAAAGGAAGAUGUCCAGGUCGAGAUAGAGCUCACUGAGGAUGAGGUCAUUAAAACAAGCAGAGGCACUCAAUGCUCAGCCACUCCCUCCAAUGGAACUGAUGACAAACCAGUUCUCAUCAGAGCCUCAAAAGAAGAGCUAAUGCAAAGGAUUGAUGCUUUCACUCGUUUUAAAAGAAAACAAAUCGACGUCUCAAACCAGCUCGAGUUUAGCCGUCGAACAGCAGCUACAGGUGACGAGGGAUGUGCCCGUACUGACAUUGAAUACCAUAGGAGACCUAAUCACGUUCGACAAGUGAAGAACAGUGAAGGCCCGAAUGACAGCAUACCAAAUCUGAGGGAGGAGCUAUGGGCGGAGCUAAUACUGGAAGGGAGAGACUACCCACGUCCUGAGAUUGGUAGCAAAAACGUUUUAAUGUUGGAAGAGAGAGUUCAGGAGUUGGAAGAGGCUCUGGAUUGCAAAGGGUCGUCCUCAACUGGUACGAGUCUCCUACAGAGAAUAAAGAGUUUAGAGACAAGAGUACUCCUAAUGGAGGGGACUAGUACAGAAUAUGCACUGCUAUCAAGGAAUAAGUGACGAGUCUCUCUUAUAGAUCCAGUGCUUUUAUUAUUGAUACACACACUAAUAAUGGCUUGAGACGUGAAGAACAAAUGACUCUAUCUCAUGCAAGCGGUACAUUGAAGGACAACUCACAAAGAUUUGUAUAAUUAUCCUGUGCUAUAAUAAUAAUAAUAAUAAUAAUAAUAAUAAUAAUAAUAAUAAUAAUAAUAAUAAUAAUGAUAAUAAUAAUCUUUAAAAAACAUUAAAUUUCACUAAUAAAUCUGAUUUGAGUUUUGACACAUGUCGUUGGUAAUUGCUAGUUAUGAUUAUAUGAUUUUUGACACAAAA
Molecule: messenger RNA, 992 nt
Organism: Amphimedon queenslandica
Lineage: Eukaryota; Metazoa; Porifera; Demospongiae; Haplosclerida; Niphatidae
Product: molybdopterin synthase catalytic subunit-like
Exons: 5
Coding region: 15-680 (221 amino acids)
Source: RefSeq, a predicted model, not a curated record